This is a messenger RNA of Candida tropicalis MYA-3404, 801 nucleotides long. RefSeq lists its product as uncharacterized. The transcript has a single exon. NCBI's taxonomy places the organism in Eukaryota, Fungi, Ascomycota, Pichiomycetes, Serinales, Debaryomycetaceae. The record is from RefSeq and is a predicted model, not a curated record. Gene Ontology annotation, biological process: transcription by RNA polymerase II. Bases 1 to 801 code for a protein of 266 amino acids. Gene Ontology annotation, cellular component: nucleus. Gene Ontology annotation, molecular function: transcription coactivator activity.
AUGAACGAUCGGCCGACACCAAAUAAAAAAAAAAAAAAAUCUGAAAAAAAAAACCUGGCAACACUAGCUUAUACUACUUUUUCUUCUUCUACACAUCACGUCACAUCAAAUUACAUAACAACAAUGGCAAAGAAAAACUCAGGAGAAAACUCAAAGAAAGCAGCUGGAAAUGCCCGUAAAGCUGAACAAGCAGCCAAAAAGAAACAAGAAGCCUUGGAUCAAUUAGAAAACGAAGAAGCCUCCAAAUGGGAACAAGGAUCUAAAAAAGGUAAUAAGAAGAAAGAAGAAGAACAAUUUAAGAAAGAAGAAGCUGCUCGUAAGAAAGCCGAACGUGAUGCAUUAUUAGCUGCUGAAGAAGCAAGCAUGCCUUCCAAACCAGUGAAAGCUAAGAACAGAGGUGCUGAAAAGGUUGCCCAAAGAAGAGCUGGUAAGAUUGAUGAUUUCUUGGACUUCAAUAAGGAUAUCCCUGAAUUAAGUGCAUCCGGUCUUGAUAGUGCCUUGGAAGCAUUGGCAUUGACCAGUACUGGUGGUGGUGUCAGUAAUAAAGAUAUUGAUAGACAUCCAGAAAGAAGAGUCAAGGCCGCUUAUAAUGCAUACGAAGAAAAGAGAUUGCCAGAAAUGAGAAAGGAAAACCCUGGUUUAAGAUUGAAUCAAAUUAAAAACUUGCUUUUCAAAGAAUUCCAAAAAUCUCCAGAAAAUCCAAUGAAUCAAGAUACUAACAUCCAUUAUAAUGCCACAAGAGAUGAUGUUGAAUCCAAGAAACAAGAAGCAAGAGCUUCCAGAGAAAAGAAGUUCACUUAA